AUGACCAGUCCACAGCAGGCUACAGCCAUGGCCAGUCCACAGCAGGCUAUAGCCAUGGCCAGUCCACAGCAAGCUACAGCCAUGGCCAGUCCACAGCAGGCUGCAGCCAUGGUCAGUCCACUGCAGGCUACAGCCAUGGUCAGUCCACUGAAGGCUACAGCCAUGACCAGUCCACAGCAGGCUACAUCCAUGGUCAGUCCACAGCAGGCUACAUCCAUGGCCAGUCCACAGCAAGCUACAGCCAUGACCAGUCCACAGCAGGCUACAGCCAUGACCAGUCCACAGCAGGCUACAGCCAUGACCAGUCCACAGCAGGCUACAGCCAUGACCAGUCUACAGCAGGCUACAACCAGAUUUCUAGCAGGCUGCUCUAGACUGGUUGAAUGUUGUAAAGGUUGA
Messenger RNA from Liolophura sinensis, 399 nucleotides. RefSeq names its product platelet glycoprotein Ib alpha chain-like. The record is from RefSeq and is a predicted model, not a curated record. The transcript has a single exon. Lineage: Eukaryota; Metazoa; Mollusca; Polyplacophora; Chitonida; Chitonidae. The coding region runs from base 1 to 399 and encodes 132 amino acids.